AUGACUCGUGAAUCAAUAGUAAGCAGUUACAAUACUGAAGAUGCAUUGGGGGACAGGCCAUUGGAAUUAGUUCAACCUACUAAUCAUGUCCACGAACACACAAUACAUCAUCAAAUAUUAGAGUUAAAAAAGCAACAACAGCUUCAACAACAAUAUUUAUUGGAACAAUUCCAAGCUCAACAACAACAGUUAGCCGAGCAACACGAACAACAACUCCGGCAACAUCUUAAAGAUUUAUGGGAAAAAAAACGGGAAAUUGAAGAAAAAGAACAGCGUGAAAAAAAGGAAGAAGAAAAAUUGGAAACCAUAAAAAAAAAAGAAAAACAUGAACAAAGUGCUAUUGCGUCAUCCGAAGUUAAACAAAUUUUACAGGGGUUUCUGCUGAGUAAAAAACAUCGAGAAGCAGCAUCAAGCAGCUCUAUACAAUCACAACAAUCAUACCAUAGUUGGGGUAUCUUACAAUCUCAGCAGUCGGAACCAAACGUAAUGCCUAGUAGCUUAAGUCCAUCAUCUAGUGGGUCAAAUAUUACACCGUAUAGAUUUGUUGGGCGGUACGAAGAUGAUUUUCCUCUUAGAAAAACAGCGUCCGAACCGAAUUUGCUCAAAAUCAGAUUGAAACAGCGCAUGUUCGACAGACGUAACAAUCCAAUCGCACGGCCCAAAGAAAGAUUCGGCAACAGAGUGUCUAAGCUCGCAAUAGAGACAUCGCCGUCGGGUAGCACCCCCGGUUCUGGACCUAAUUCUCCUCCUAUACUCAUACCAAAUUGUCGAAACUCACCUUCAACUGGAGCCACAACUCCAAUUAAAGAAGAAGGAGAAAUUUCAUUUGGACAUAUGUCUAAUAAUAAAUCAGACCAAAGCAGUAGUGUUGCUGAUAUAUCUGCAUUAUAUACAAGUCCUUCAAUGCCUAAUAUAUCACUAGGUAGACCACCAUCAAAUUCGGACGGAUCAAAAUUAUCUUCUGUUUCGGAAGCUGAAGUUCGUGCCGCGUUUACUGCAAGAUUAGGUGCACCACUUACUGGUCAAAUGUUGUCAAGUACAUUGCCAUAUUAUCCUACGCUUCCAGUAAUGGAUAAAUCUCAAAGUUUCAUUCAAAAACAAAUGCGAAGUCUCGAGUCCAGACAAACUACUACUAUUCCAUCAUUUCAUCCUGCACCUAUUACUGACACUCAAGUGGCACAUGCUAGGUUGAAUAAAGCUGGGCACAGACCACUGGGUCGUACGCAGUCAGCACCGCUACCUCUUGGGCAUCCAAUGUUGAACAGCACUAUACCAGGUCAACAACUAAGUGUUCAUUAUGAAGAUUACGAAUUACCACUUCAACAACUUAGCACACAUUAUUUGAAACAACAAAUUCGUCAUACUGUUUUGACUCGAGCUGGAAGUCGGGCGCAUUUGGCUAAUAACAGUAGUUUAAUUAAUGAAGACCAAGAAGAUAAUGCAAAGGUGAUUGAUUUAACUGGUGGUCCAAGAACAUCCACAGAUAAUGGCUUGAAAAAUAAAAGUCAAUCAUUUUUACAACAACAACGUGACCUAAUGAUGCGACAAACAUCUCAAUCCAAUGAUAUUUCACUUUUAGCAAAUCGGAAUACACAUGUUACUCUUCCUUUAGUUAGAACAUAUUCCAGUCCUUUAGAUGCUACCGUAAGUACAGGAGGCAUUAACUCUGACACAUCAACAUCAUCAUCAUCACCAUACCUUUCAUCUACUAGCCUUAAUUCUUCUGGCACUAAACUAUCAGCAAGUCCACACCGGCCUAAUACUGGUCUAGCAUUUGACAGUUUGAUGUUGAAACAUGCUUGCAAAUGUGGCAACAACGCUAUACAUCCAGAACAUAGUGGACGGCUUCAAAGUGUUUGGGCUCGAUUGAUUGAAACAGGAUUAGCUAGACGAUGUGAUAAGUUGAGACCACGCAAAGCUACAAUCGAAGAAUUACAGACAUGCCAUACUGAACCACACACUCUUUUAUUUGGUACAAACCUUGCUAGUCGUCAAAAAAUGGAUAGUUCUAAAUUAGCAGAAUUGCCAGUAAAAGCAUUGGUACGAUUGCCUUGCGGUGGAUUAGGUGUAGAUUCGGACACUACUUGGAACGAAUUGCAUACAGCACCAGCUGCUCGUAUGGCUGUUGGUUGUGUUAUUGAUUUGGCUUUUAAAGCUGCCCUGGGUGAUAUAAAAAAUGGCUUUGCUAUUGUCCGUCCACCUGGUCAUCAUGCGGAAGCUAAUCAAGCUAUGGGAUUUUGUUUUUUUAAUUCAAUUGCUGUUGCUUGUCGUCUGUUACAACAAAGACAAGCCGUACGACGUAUACUUAUUGUUGAUUGGGAUGUUCAUCAUGGUAACGGUACACAACAAAUUUUCUAUGAUGAUAGAAGUGUUCUAUAUUUAUCUAUUCAUCGACAUGAUGAAGGUAACUUCUUUCCAGGAACUGGUGCACCUGGUGAGUGUGGAGCUGGCAGUGGUCUAGGAUACAAUGUGAAUAUUGCAUGGAGUGGUGGUCUACAACCUCCACUAGGUGAUGCUGAGUAUUUAGCAGCUUUUCGAACAGUAGUAAUGCCUAUUGCUCGGGAUUAUGCUCCAGAAAUCAUCUUGGUAUCCGCUGGUUUUGAUGCGGCUUCAGGUCAUCCAGCUCCAUUGGGUGGAUAUAAUGUAACCCCUGCUUGUUUUGCUUACAUGACACAACAGUUAAUGCAAAUUGCAGAUGGAAAGGUAAUUUUAUCAUUAGAAGGAGGAUAUGAUCUGACUGCAAUAUGUGACAGUGCAGAAGAAUGUGUACGUGCACUGCUUGAAGAUGAAGUGACACCAAUUGUACAGUCUGAGCUUCAUCGGACCCCUUGUCAAAACGCCAUAAAAACAUUACAGAAAACCAUCGCAAUUCAGUUACCCCACUGGCCUGUGUUAAAAAAACUAGCUCACACAGUAUCGUGCAGUGCUGUGGAAGCUACUUUAUGUGAAGAAAAUGAAACAGUGAGUGCUAUGGCUUCAUUAUCAAUGACCAGGCAUAGAAUCCAAAGUUCAGAACCUAGUGAAGAACCGAUGGAAGAAGACUGCGAGGAUGAUAAAUAG
Molecule: messenger RNA, 3060 nt
Organism: Macrosiphum euphorbiae (potato aphid)
Lineage: Eukaryota; Metazoa; Arthropoda; Insecta; Hemiptera; Aphididae
Source: the annotation of a GenBank genome assembly